UAGUAACUCUAUCAUCUUCCAAACUGUAUAUAACGACCCUCACAUAUCCAAGUUUCGUUUAGCAACUACCACCACGUAGAAGGUACAAUCCUUCACAGCACAACACCAUGCCGCCACCGUUAUAGCCACCGUUAAAUCUCAAUGGCAACCGCACAAGACUCGCAGCCCUUUCACUGGCACUACACAGAGCUCGACGACCACAACUUCGAAAUUCGAGGACGUACCUUGUUCUUCAUCAUCGUCAUAUUCGCCGUCGUUUUGCUCGUCACUCUCCUCUUCCUCUACGCUCGCUGGCUCUGUCGUUUAACUCACCCCUCUCUCCCCAACGCGCUUCACGCGCCUCAACCCUUGUCCCAGGGACUCGACUCCACGGCAAUUAACACGUUGCCGAUAAUCAUGCACCGGUCGAAGUCAACGCCGGAUAUUAACCCGGUUGGAAACGAAGAUAACGAGUGUUGUAUUUGUCUUGGCGAGUUUGAAGACGGGGAUAAGCUUAAGGUUUUGCCCAAAUGUCGACAUUUUUAUCACGGUGAGUGUGUUGAUAGGUGGCUCAGCACUCGUUCGAGCUGUCCACUUUGUAGGAACUCUCUCCGGGUUGACUCAGUUGUCCCUUCCAUCAUCUCACAGUAAACACAAGCAAGAAGUUCAACGAGAACAAAAACAACACUAUCAACCCUUUUUGAGGCUAUAGUUUUUCUUUCUAAUUUAUGUGUUUUUAAUUUGUAUGGCUGUAUUAUACAUUGCUGAUUUCUCCUUUUCACAGUAUUUUGUAGUUUUCUGAAUACUAGUUACAAUUGUUAUUAUAAUUUUAUAUAGCAUUAAUCCAUCCAAAUUACAUUAUCUAAAAUUUAAUUUCAAGAGCCAAAGCAUUUUUAUAUAGAAGGUAUGGAAGGAGAAUUUGAGUGGGAUUUUUAAGUAGAACUGCCAACCUUUCCUUCUGAGAAUCUGUACUGUAUUUAUGACCGAUUCUAUUUUUAUAUAUCUUUUCUUGCUUGAUGUAAUAUCGCUGGCAGGUGAGUUAGGUCAGUGAACUAACUCGAUUAGUAAUGCGAUGCUUAUCUCAGAGGUAUGGAGGCUUCUGUUUGUGGGACAUCGGCACAUGUGAAAUAUCUAAUUCAAGCUUCUGCUAUUCAUAUUUGCCCAUGAGUUGUGUCCAACUUCUACCUAAAUUUUCUUUAAAGGCUUUCGACACAAUGGUGCUCUCACUG
Pistacia vera is the source of this 1208-nucleotide messenger RNA. RefSeq names its product RING-H2 finger protein ATL66-like. Bases 142 to 630 code for a protein of 162 amino acids. The record is from RefSeq and is a predicted model, not a curated record. The transcript has a single exon. NCBI's taxonomy places the organism in Eukaryota, Viridiplantae, Streptophyta, Magnoliopsida, Sapindales, Anacardiaceae.